UAUCAUGCUAGAAAUAUGGCAGUCAAUAACGUCAGAAAAAUUGAUUCUGAUACCUUUUACGGGCUCGAAAAUCUAAAAUAUAUUAAGAUGGCAAAUAAUGGGCUAACUGUAAUUCAAAGCGGUGCUUUCCAGAAUUUGUCGAAUUUGCAGAAGAUUUAUUCAACGAGGCAACACUUAUGCUGUUUGGUGCCUGCAACAGUAGUAUUUUGUACUCCAUUUGUUGGGCGAGAUCGUUUCACAACUUGUGCUGAUUUAUUAGGUCAUACAGUUUUACAAAUUUUAGUCUGGGUCAUUGGUGGAUUGGCAUUAGUGGGAAAUUCGAUUGUACUUUUCAUAUAUAUAUUUAAAAUAAAGAAGAGAAACGAACCGGUUCCUAUACUACUUAUUACAAAUUUAGCUGUGUCUGAUCUGUUAAUGGCAAGUUACACGCUAAUUAUAGGAAGUGCAGAUUUGAGAUAUCGUGGUUCCUAUGCCAAAAAUGCUGAAAAUUGGUUACAAAGCUCACCUUGUUUAAUAGCAACAUUUUUAUGCUGUAUUUCAAGCUUAAUGUCUGUAUUAAUGAUGUUGAUGAUUAGUAUUGAUCGCUAUAUUUAUAUUGCUUUCCCAUAUUCAACUAAAAGGAUAUCUGAGGAUAGUGCAAAAUUCAUUAUUGGCAUACUAUGGUUAUGCAGCAUCGCUUUUAUUGGCUUGCCAGUUGCUUUUAGUAUCAAUGCGGAAGGCGAUAGGAGGUUGCACGCAUAUACGAGCAUUUGUAUGGCUAGCAACCGCACAAAUAAGUUUUUCUACGGUUGGCUAUUGGCAUACACUUCCUUAACUUUAAUUUGUUGGCUGAUUACUUGUACACUAUAUGGUCACAUGUUGAUAGUUAUACGUAGAACAAGCACGGAUGCAAACAAUAAUUCAUCCAGCGAUGCGGAUAAAAGGAUUGCUUUGAGAUUAUUUGCUAUCGUAUUAACAGAUUUUAUAUCUUGGUGUCCUUAUUAUAUUUACAUAAUUUUCAUGAUAUCAGAUGCAAAUGCUUACAUGCCGGUAACAUUUCAAUUUGCAGUAAUAUUGGCACUUCCGAUCAAUUCUGCUAUUAAUCCCUUUUUGUACACUUUA
Messenger RNA from Trichoplax adhaerens, 1101 nucleotides. RefSeq lists its product as uncharacterized. The transcript is spliced from 3 exons. The annotation marks the transcript as partial. Gene Ontology annotation, biological process: G protein-coupled receptor signaling pathway. Lineage: Eukaryota; Metazoa; Placozoa; Uniplacotomia; Trichoplacea; Trichoplacidae. Gene Ontology annotation, molecular function: protein-hormone receptor activity; G protein-coupled receptor activity; protein binding. The record is from RefSeq and is a predicted model, not a curated record. Gene Ontology annotation, cellular component: membrane.